This is a messenger RNA of Amphimedon queenslandica, 1005 nucleotides long. RefSeq names its product hemicentin-2-like. The record is from RefSeq and is a predicted model, not a curated record. The annotation marks the transcript as partial. The transcript is spliced from 5 exons. NCBI's taxonomy places the organism in Eukaryota, Metazoa, Porifera, Demospongiae, Haplosclerida, Niphatidae.
GCAACUGAUGAAGGAUACUAUGAAUGUAGUGCCUUUCAACUCAGUGAAUCUCGUUUUUAUGAUGGAUUUAUCUUAAUUAUUGUUUGUAACAAUAGCUGUGAACCUGGUUAUACACUUGACAAUAGCACCUGUACUUGUUCACUAUCAAAUAUAUGUGAACUGGGUCCUUGUCAGAAUGGAGGCAGUUGUACACUAGUUUCAGCUCCUUCCAAUUACACCUGUGACUGUACUGGUACUGGCUAUCAAGGAGUUAACUGCACUAACUUCCUUGGAAUACCUCCAAUCAUCACUGCUCCUGAACUAAACUAUUCUGUACUAAAUGGAUCCAGUGCUACAUUGACGUGCACACUGGAGAAUGUAGGCACACCAGUAGCUGCAAUAAUAUGGAGAUUUAAUGGGAGUACUCUAAGUAACAGCUUCAAGUAUACCAUCACCAACAGCACAUCUAACAGUGCCGGCUCAACUCAACUACUGAUCAAUGAUGUGGUGGUGUCUGAUGCUGGUGUUUAUUACUGUCAAGCUAGUAAUGGAGGAGGAACAUCUGCUGCAGGAAUCACUCUUAGUGUACAAGUUCCUCCAUCAAUCACAUCUAUUUCAAAUGAGACACAAGUACGAUAUAAAACUGUUUUGACAUUGAACUGCACUGCUAGUGGUGUACCAAGACCAGUGGUCACUUGGUCAAAAGAUGGAGGGGAAUUACCUAAUGAACAAAUUUUAAAUAAAAUUCUGACUGAUAGUGUUUUAUCAAGUGCCUUCAGAUUUGAAGGAUCAUUAACAUCAACCGGACAAUACACCUGUACUGCAGUGAAUGAUUUAGUAGAAAGAAGAGUAGCCAGUGGAACUAUAAAUAUACUUACAUAUGAGCCACUUCAGUUUAAUAAAGGACUUAUUGGAAAUUAUUCCAUUCAAUCUGAGCCAUACACAGCAUAUUGUAACUUCACUGCUCUCCCUCAUGCUAAUGUAUUGUGGGCACGUGAUGGGAUUACUCUCUACAGCAAUACUGAU